This is a messenger RNA of Sorghum bicolor (sorghum), 990 nucleotides long. RefSeq lists its product as uncharacterized. Lineage: Eukaryota; Viridiplantae; Streptophyta; Magnoliopsida; Poales; Poaceae. The record is from RefSeq and is a predicted model, not a curated record. The transcript has a single exon. Bases 1 to 990 code for a protein of 329 amino acids.
AUGUCUCACCAGCCACCAUCAGAUGCUGAACCUCAUGACGAGGAUGGCAGCAUAGACCCAGAAGAUCUAUACACACUUGAUGAAUUUGAAGCUGAGCAAGAAAUACUAGAAGAUCUGGAAGAUGGAAUGCUGGAAGAAUUGAAGAGUGGGCUUCAAGCGCUAGAAGAAGGAAGUAGACGCAAUAGUGGGCCAAGAAGAUACAUAGCAAGGCCUCGAGAAGAUGCCAACCGACGACUUAUGGAUGAUUAUUUCAUUGAGAAUCCCCUAUAUAAUUCUACAAUCUUCCGUAGAAGGUUUAGGAUGAGGAGGGAUCUGUUUCUCAAGAUUGUCAAUGCCCUCGGUGAGUGGUCUCCGUUUUUCAUCUUAAGAUCAGAUGCUGCUAAUCGCCCUGGGCUAUCUCCAAUUCAAAAAUGUACUGCUGCUAUACGGCAACUAGCUAAUGGAAGCCCUGCAGACCAGCUUGAUGAGUACAUUAAAAUUGGUGAAAGUACUGCUGUAGAGUGUUUGAAGUUAUUUGUGAAGGGGGUGAUUGAAGUUUUUGGGACGGAGUAUUUGAGGAGACCGACCGUACAAGAUGUUGAACGUUUAAUGGAGAUAGGUGAGCGUCGUGGGUUUCCAGGCAUGCUAGGGAGCAUUGACUGUAUGCAUUGGCACUGGGAGAAAUGUCCAUAUGCAUGGAAGGGUAUGUAUACCCGCGGUGAUCACGGUGUGCCAACAAUCAUUCUAGAGGCAGUUGCUUCGCACAAUCGUUGGAUAUGGCAUGCUUUCUUUGGUGUUGCCGGAUCGAACAACGAUAUCAACGUGCUGAACCAAUCACAUUUGUUUGUGGAGCAGCUGAGAGGAGAAUCUCCUAAAGUGCAGUACACUAUCAAUGGAAGAGAAUAUGAUACCGGCUAUUACCUAGCUGAUGGUAUAUAUCCAGAGUGGCCUGUUUUUGUGAAGUCUAUACGUAAACCACAAUUAGACAAACAUAAAUUAUUUGCACAAUAG